Messenger RNA from Melozone crissalis (California towhee), 2024 nucleotides. RefSeq names its product SH2 domain-containing adapter protein F-like. Bases 1 to 1419 code for a protein of 472 amino acids. The record is from RefSeq and is a predicted model, not a curated record. Lineage: Eukaryota; Metazoa; Chordata; Aves; Passeriformes; Passerellidae. The transcript has 7 exons. Gene Ontology annotation, molecular function: phosphotyrosine residue binding.
AUGCUGCUGAGCGGAGCGGCCGGCUCGGAGCGCGGCGGCUGCAGCGGCGGGGCGGGGGCCGGCGGGGCCCCGCAGUGCGUGGGCACCAUGGCCCGCUGGCUCCGCGAGCACCUGGGCUUCCGCAGCGCCCGGCCCGCGCCGCCCGCGCCGCCCAAGCCCGACUACCGCGCCGGGCCGCCGCCUCAGCCGCCCCUGCCGCCCGGGGGCGCGGCCGAGCCGCUGGCCGCCGCCCAGCCCGACAUCGUGGCGGCCUACCGGCUGCAGAAGGAGCGCGACUUCGAGGACCCCUACAGCGGCCCGCCGCCCGCCGCCGCCCCCGACGGGCCCCGCUACGUCUCGCCCAAGCACCGGCUCAUCAAGGUGGAGGCGGUGGAAAAGGUGCCCGCCAGCCCCUCGCCGCCGCCGCCGGUGCCGGCUGCCCCCAGCUCGCCCCCGGCUGGUCCCGAUGCGCCCGACGAGCCGCCGCAGGAGCUGGCUGUUCUGGAGGACUAUGCAGAUCCCUUUGAUGCAGCACAGGUGGCAGGCAGCCAGGCAGGGCUGGAGAAGGUGAUGGAGAAUGAUGGAUACAUGGAGCCCUAUGAAGCCCAGAAGAUGAUGGCUGAGAUCCGCCAGAAGGGCCUGCGGGAGGCUCCUGCACGGCCGCUGCCCCUCUAUGACACCCCCUACGAGCCUGUGCUGGACAUGGACAGCGACUGCUCGGCCUGCCCCAGGCCCAGGGAGUCCCGGCUGCCCGAGGAUGAUGAGAGGCCACCAGAGGAAUAUGACCAGCCCUGGGAGUGGAAGAAGGAGAGGAUCUCCAAAGCCUUUGCAGUUGAAAUCAAGGUCAUUAAAGACCUGCCAUGGCCCCCGCCGGUGGGACAGCUGGACAGCAGUGAGAGCCCCCCGGAUGGGGAGCCCGGGGCCCCCCUCCCUGCGCAGCACAGCUACGAAGACGCCAAUGGUCCCUCGGAGGGGCUGGGGUAUGGCCGCACCUCGCCCUGCAGGGAGGAGAAGGCCAGGGCUGUCCUCAGGCACGGCUCCAGCAGCCUCAAGAACACAAAGACACUGACAGCUGAGCCCGGCCCCUUUGUUGGGGAGAGGAUCGACCCUGCCCUGCCCCUGGAGAGCCAGUGCUGGUACCAUGGGGCCAUCAGCCGGACGGACGCGGAGACGCUGCUGCGGCUGUGCAAGGAGGCGAGUUACCUGGUGCGCAACAGCGAGACCAGCAAGAACGACUUCUCCCUGUCCCUCAAGAGCAGCCAGGGCUUCAUGCACAUGAAGCUGUCACGGACCCAGGAGAACAAGUACGUGCUGGGCCAGCACAGCCCGCCCUUCGACAGCGUGCCCGAGAUCAUCCACCACUACGCCAGCCGCAAGCUGCCCAUCAAGGGGGCCGAGCACAUGUCCCUGCUGUACCCGGUGGCCAUCCGUACCCUAUAGGGAUCACCCCACGAGCCAGGCUCCAGGCUGGCUGCACCCAAACUGGCCCAUCCCCAGGGCUGAGCGCUGCCGUGCCCAGGGUGGGCUCCAGGCCCGUGGGCGGCUCGUUGGGCACAGCCGCCGCCGUCGGGGAUUGCUGCAGCCGGGCCCCUCGUCCUGCUCGCCCAGGGGCUCUGGUUUUGUGCUGGCGUGGCACUGGAAGGACCCCCUGUGCCAGGAGCUGAGUGGGGCUGUCCACACCUCCACACCUGCCUCCUUGGCAGAGCUUGGCAUGCCAGGACUGGAGUGGGACCUUGGAGAGUCCAGGGAGGGGGGCAGUGUGUGCGAGGACGGGGAUGAAUCAUCCGGUAGCAGGCUUGAGGUACCUCUGUGAGGGUGCCUGGCUCUGCCCAUGGGAGACAAAUGGCUGUGCUGGAGGUGAGGAGGCUGGCAGGGGUGAGCAGGACCUGCCUGGGGCCAGUGAGGCAUGCAGAGUGCCAGGCAGGCUGCCCUCAGUGUCCCCUGCUCAGUGCUCACUGCCAUCCUGUGCCAAACGUGAACAGUGACCGGCCUUGGCCAUGUGUGCAGCACCACUGCCCAAUAAAGCGGUGCAUGGUUGUCUCCUG